Molecule: messenger RNA, 1408 nt
Organism: Haliotis rufescens (red abalone)
Lineage: Eukaryota; Metazoa; Mollusca; Gastropoda; Lepetellida; Haliotidae
Product: integumentary mucin C.1-like
Exons: 4
Coding region: 24-1244 (406 amino acids)
Cellular component (GO): plasma membrane
Source: RefSeq, a predicted model, not a curated record
ACAGUCUAACAGUACCCUCAACCAUGUACAUGUUUGUAUUUGAGCUGUUUACAGUCUACAUUAUAUGUAGCCACGCCACAUGUAAAGGCGAGGAUGUGUUCCUUACCAGGGUGGUGCCUUCCUCGCUGGUAUGUGAUUCUCUGUGUGCAUACACAACGAGGUGUGGCUCCUACACCUGGGAUGCUGCCACCAGAAGCUGCCACCUGCACACACAAGGUGACACAGAGACAGAGACGAUGCCCCAUGCAAAGUAUUGGAAAGAGUCUCAGAGGGUGGUGUAUCGCGACCCUCAGUGCGAAGGGAACGAGGUUUGUGUGCCAGUUGAAGCGUGGACUAAAUUCACCCGUGUGGCAUCAACAGCUGCGACAACCACAACCACCACUACCACCACGACUCCAUCACCUACCACUACCACCACGACUCCAUCACCUCCCACUACCACCACAACUCCAUCACCUACCACUACCACCACGACUCCAUCACAGACCACUACCACAACUCCAUCACAGACCACUACCACCACGACUCCACCACCUCCCAUUACCACCACGACUCCAUCACCUACCACUACCUCUACCACCACAACUCCAUCACCUACCACUACCACCAAGACUCCAUCACAGACCACUACCACUACGACUCCAUCAACUACCACUACCACCACGACCACUACUACCACACUGUCCACGACGCCAUCUGCUACCACUUCCACCAACAUGACUACAUCACCGACCACUACCACCACGACUCCUUCACCUACUGCUGCCACCACGACUCCUUCAACUACCACUACCAUCCCCACGACUCCAUCACCUUCCACUACCACCACGACUCCAUCACCAGCCUACACCACCACGACUCCAUCACCUUCCAUUACCACCACGACUCCAUUGCCUACCACAACCAUACCCACGCCUACUACCACGACAUGCCCUGCCACUGUUAAUCAGGCAAAUGUUCCACACACAUACGUUGGGUGUUACAUAGACAAAGGUGAUCUUGUACUUCCACACGGCAAAAUGGAGGACAAAACAUGCCUGACAACUGAAACCUGCAAGCUUCACUGCCACGGAAUGAAGUACAUCUACUUUGGAACUAGGAAGGGGCAUAAAUGCUUCUGUGGUGAUGGCAUCAAAGGUGGAUACAAGAAGAAACCCGACAGUGAAUGCAACGCCCCAUGUCCUGGUGACAGAAGCAGGAUGUGUGGGGGACGCUGGAGGAUUUCCAUCUAUAAGAUUGUCUAGUGUACAACAGCUGUUCUAAUUGGUCACUAUUUCCGUGCCAUGCAGGAUGUAUGCAAUCAACAGUUAAACUAAUGGGUCACAUAACUACUACGGACCAUGAUACAUGGAAAUAAAUACCUACACAAUGGAAAUGUACAUCACUACUUACUGGUGUUUUAUUUUAU